AUGUCAUUGCAACUUGACGAAUACCUUUCAGUCACCUACAGAGAUAUAGAACUAGCUAUCAGUAGUUAUUCAGGCCUCAUACUGGCUGAUACUCCUACAGUCCUAAUAACUAGAAAUGGUGCUAACAAGAAGCGUAUUCACAGGUUGGAUCUUGAAUUUGAAUUUGAAAAACCAGAAUCAGAGGGAGUUGCAGGAGCAGAUCGCGUUCCUUCUGCGUUCGAAUUUGGAGAUUCGGGAAUUGAUUGGCUUGGAGUCUGCCCGUCACUUGUCACCGGAACUGGUCACCGGACUUCCUCCAUUGUUCCCAUUGGAAGAGCUUGUCCAAAAGCAGACUUUUCGCCUUCAUGA
Oldenlandia corymbosa var. corymbosa is the source of this 348-nucleotide messenger RNA. The record is from the annotation of a GenBank genome assembly. Lineage: Eukaryota; Viridiplantae; Streptophyta; Magnoliopsida; Gentianales; Rubiaceae.